AUGCAACAAGCUUCACCGAUAAAAGUUAUCUAUGAUUUAGCUCGACGAAAUAAAAUAUUUGUUGAAUAUCGAUUGGAAAAAGAAUCGGGUCCAGCUCAUGCAAAACUAUAUACGAUUCGACUUUACGUGGGCGAUAAAGACUAUGUUGGUACUGCGCGUAGUAUCAAAUUAGCGCAACGUACAGCUGCUCAAUUAGCUCUUGAUGAUCACCGAAAUCUACUAAUCACACAUAAUUAUGAUCAAGAUAUGUCACCAACAAGUGUAUUUCAGUCACCAACUGUUGCAUUAAACACAUGGGCUAAUCGAAAUCAUAUUUCAACGCAUUAUGUCUUACUCAAUGAAUUAUUUAAAUCAGCAUCAUCAAAUCAUCCUCGUAAUUUUUUUUAUUAUCGUCUUUAUCUCGGUCAUAAUUUAUAUUUUGAUGGAUAUGCUCAUACACAUCAAAAAGCUCGUAUUAAUUGUGCACUUAAUGCUUUAUAUUUUCUACGUCAAAAUCAAGUAUCAUCACCUAUUUCAAAAAGAAAUCAUCAAACAAAAUCUGACAUAUCACUUAUGUAUGAACGUGCUAAACAACUUGGUCUUUCUGUUUAUAUUAAAUUUGAUGAUCCAUUUACAGUUACAUAUCAUAUUGGUGAAAAUUAUUCAACAAUUGGCAAAGGUUAUAAUAAACAAUCAGCUAAACAAAUAGCUGCUAAAAAAAUGUUAGAAAUUUUACCAUCACAUAAUAUUCAACAAAAUCUGAAUCCGAUUACACGUAUUUAUCAAUUAGCUCAACAACGACAAGUUAAAAUUGAAUUUAUACAAUUAUUUAAUAGAGAAAAUAUUACUUUUCAAAUCAAACUUGGUGAUAAUGACAUAGCUGAAGGUUAUGGUAAAACAAAACAAAUAGCUAAACAAGCUGCUGCUGAAGCUCUACUUGAGAAAUUAGAUUCUAUUGUUAUUUUACCACCACCGCCAGUUAAAGGUUUACUUAAACGAGAUGGAAAUAAUGAUAAUAUAAAUAAAUCAGAAAAAAAACAUGUACAUUUUGUUGAAGAUAUAAUUGAAAAAGACGAACAAACAUUUUCUUUUCAGUCCUCACCAACAAUUUUAAAUUCAUAUAAACAAAAAUUAAUUGAAGCUUGUCAAAAAUUACAUAUGCAUAUUGAAUAUUUAGAUAAAAUGAAUGAAAAUGAGAACACUGGUAGUUCACGAUAUCAAUCAAUAGUUAGUUUAUCAACUGAUGAUCGUCUUCUUGCACAAUUUUGUGGUCAUGGUCCAUCAUUAAUACGUGCACAAGAAAAUGCUUCAUCAGCUGUUUGGAAUAAUUUAAAGCAAUUACUUAAUGGAUCUAUUCAGAAUCGAACUAUCAGACACAUCAAAUUCAAAUUGAUUCUACCCACUAUAGCAUCUAUUAUUGAUGUUAAUAUUGCUCGACAAACACAAUGUUUAUCUAGUGCUGAUAUGUUUGAUAUAAUUCCUCAAGAGGAUAAUAGACGAACAGUUCCGAUCAGAUAA
Molecule: messenger RNA, 1497 nt
Organism: Rotaria sp. Silwood1
Lineage: Eukaryota; Metazoa; Rotifera; Eurotatoria; Philodinida; Philodinidae
Source: the annotation of a GenBank genome assembly